Molecule: messenger RNA, 411 nt
Organism: Protopolystoma xenopodis
Lineage: Eukaryota; Metazoa; Platyhelminthes; Monogenea; Polystomatidea; Polystomatidae
Source: the annotation of a GenBank genome assembly
AUGUGCUCUCUCAGCACAGGUCUGGAUGUCUGCACCAAACAAUUAGCUGAGGACUUGUUACUCAGAUAUAAUGCCGAUUCUGCCAUUGGCCCAGAUGCUGGUGUUAAAAUUGCAAACCAUAUCGUUGCUGACUUUACCGAUAAUGAUACUUCCCGUCGGGCGAACGUAGUGUUAGUUAACCAAAAAGCUAACGCUACCUCUGGUUCUUGCAAGGAACUACCUUCCAUUACAUCCUUUUCUCCCUCCGUCUGCGCUAGUGGGGCCUCAUUUACGGGUAUCGAAUCUAAUGCCGGAGGUUCCAGAAGAACAGCAGAAUCUUCUCGAAUAAAUAUCCCUCUCACUGUUGCUCGUGUGAGGUCACAGCGGUUCGGCUGUGUUCAGUGCAUUGAGGUCUGUUCACAGGCUUGUUAG